UCUAGGCGUCUUUCUAAAGGAAAGAAGGGUUUGAAGAAGAAGGUUGUUGAUCCCUUCACCCGUAAGGACUGGUAUGAUAUCAAAGCUCCUUCCAUGUUUGAUGUCCGUCAAGUCGGUAAGACUUUAGUCAACCGUACUCAAGGUCUUCGCAACGCCAACGACUCUCUCCAAGGUCGUGUUGUUGAGAUGUCUCUUGGUGAUCUCUCCAAGGACGAAUCUCGUUCUUUCCGUAAGAUUCAAUUGAAGGUUGAUGAAAUUCAAGGCAAGAACUGUCUUACCAACUUCUACCGUAUGGACAUGACCACUGACAAGCUCCGUUCCAUGGUCAAGAAGUGGCAAACCUUGAUUGAAGCUUUCGUCGAUGUUAAGACCACUGAUGGCUACCUCGUUCGUCUUUUCGCCAUCUCUUUCACCUCUCGUCGUCGUAACCAAAUCAAGAAGACCACCUAUGCUCAAUCUUCUCAAAUCCGUCAAAUUCGUAAGAAGAUGUUCGAGAUUAUGACCGAAGAAGCUUCUGCUUGUGAUCUUAAGGAACUUGUUGCCAAGGUUACUUCCUCUGCUUCUCAAACUGCUCAAGACGCCAUUGCUGUCCGUAUCGAAAAGGCCUGUCAAGGUAUCUACCCUCUCCAAAACACUUACACCCGUAAGGUCAAGAUUCUCAAGGCUCCCAAGUUUGAUGUCUCCGCUCUCUUGGCUCUCCACGGUGGUGCUUCCGCUGCUGCUGAAGAUACCGGUGCUAAGGCUGCCAAGGAUUUCGUUGAACCUCCUAUCUUAUCCUCUGUAUAAAGGUAUAAUCCUAAGCUUGCAUCAAUUUUGCUUACUGAAAAAUAAACCAUAAGAUAACUUGCUUGUUUCUUGUCACA
Mycotypha africana is the source of this 863-nucleotide messenger RNA. RefSeq names its product S-phase-specific ribosomal protein cyc07. The record is from RefSeq and is a predicted model, not a curated record. NCBI's taxonomy places the organism in Eukaryota, Fungi, Mucoromycota, Mucoromycetes, Mucorales, Mycotyphaceae. The transcript has 2 exons. Bases 94 to 786 code for a protein of 230 amino acids. Gene Ontology annotation, biological process: translation. Gene Ontology annotation, molecular function: structural constituent of ribosome. Gene Ontology annotation, cellular component: cytosol; ribosome.